AUGUUUAAUAUCUACCGGUAUGUGCUUUCAAUCAGUAAAGGUCAGCUUGAAGCAGUCAUAUUUGCUGGGAUUGUCACAAACCAUGGAUUCCUAAAGCUAUUUCCAGAGCUGACAUUGGCAGACAAACUAGAACAUGCAGGCCUAGUUAUUAUUCCAACAGACAAACAUUUCAUUACACCCAGCCAUACUUCAGAGGUUUUUAAGGCUCUUGUUGGGCGAAAGAGGAUGAUUAUUAGUAACCGAUGGGUGACAGAUUCAGUUAUGAUGGGAAACCUUCAGGACAAGACAAAGUAUGUAGUCAAGGGUACCGACAAAUUUGGUAGAUGGGGCAAGACAGAGAACUACUCUGACUUUGAGUACCAAAUUGGAAAUGGGCGGUUUGUUGAUAUAACUGUAGAUGGUAUCAGACAUAUGUUGAAUGCCAUGGUGGGAGAGAGCAGCUUCAUAGAACACCAGAUACCGUAUAUAUAUGUGCAGAUGAUGAGCUCCUUACAUCAGGAAGCCUCUGUGCCCUCGGAUCACUGUGUCUCUAAGGAAUGGAUUUUUCAGUGCAUAACUGAUGGAGUUGUGUUAUCAACUGGCCAUUUCCUUAAAACGAACUCGACAGUGGAUAGUAAUUACAUUAGUGAAAGUGAUGCAGCAUCAUCUGUUGUAAGUUUUAAGGGCCUGAAAGAGGUUUCCAAUAUUACUGUUCAAACUACAAGAUCUAAAUCUGGACAAAAAGUGAUUAAAAUGCUAUGCUGUGUUUACUGUGAGACACUUACACCAAAACUUGCCAGGCAUUGCGAAACUUUCCAUUCAACUGAACUGGAAGUAGCCCGAGCUUUAAGCCUUCCAAAAAAGUCAGCAGAAAGAAGAAGGGCAUGGGCAAAGUUGGCUGCCAAAGGAAGUUAUGUUCAUAACUCAGAAGUAAAAAUUAAAGGUUCUGGGGUGUUGAUACCAAAGUACAGACCACGAAAAACCAAGAAAAGUAGAGAAUAUUUGUCAUGUGAGUUCUGCAAGGCAGAGAUUGUUUCGACAGUUAUGUGGAAACACCACAAAGCCUGCCCAUCAAAGGAAUCAUAUGAAAAAAGUGAUGCUCCAGUGAAGAAUUCAAGACUUUUACUUCCCAUUGAUAGACAGUGCUCAGAAGAAUUCAGGAAAAAUGUUCUAAACAAAAUGAAGAAUGACAUCAUCACAGUAAAGGUAAAAACGGAUCCCCUAAUUAUUCAGUUUGGUGAGCGAAAAUAUGAGAGAACUGGGAAACAUGCUCAUACACACCAGUAUAUAUCUCAGAAACUAAGGGUCUUGGGGCGCCUUGUGUUAUCUGUCACAGAGAUGGAUUCUCAUAUUACAAAACUAUCACAAUGUUUAUCUGCACAAAAAUGGGAACUGCUUCUCGAUGGAAUAAAGCAUGUUGCCAAUUAUGACAAACUGUCACAAACAUUCAGUAAGCCAUCCCUUGCUCAAAAACUUGGUCAUUAUCUGAAAAAAUGUGCAAAGAUCGUGAAAAAUAAUGCCCGAAAACUUGGAGAAAAUGAAACUGCUGAAGUAAUCAAUGACUUUCUUGAGGUUUACGAUGAUGAGUGGACAGACAGAAUAGGCAGCCAGGCUUUUGCAUCACAGGCAGAUGCAAAUUACAACAAAGUCCAACGUUUACCAUUGGUUCAAGACGUUCAAAAACUUAACAUAUUCAUAAAGAAACAAAUCCAGCAGACCAUUGAGGCAUCAGAACCGGAUGACAUAAAACUUACAAAAUUAUCCAAACUUUGCCUUGCAGAUAUAAUACUGUUCAAUCGGAAAAGAUCUGGAGAGGCACAAAGACUGACUAGUGAUGCAUACACAAAAGCAACUUCAGCUGAUACUCCGGUAGAUGAAGAUGUGAAAGGUUGUCUUACCAAAUUUGAACAAAGUCUUUGUGAAAACCACAUGAGGAUAGAAACACGUGGAAAAAAGGGUCGGAAGGUCGCUGUUCUUCUGACCAAUGACAUGAAGGAAAAUAUUGACUACAUGUUGUCACUGAAAAACGAAAACACAGAGUUUAUUUUCCAGUCACCAAACACAAGAUUUCCAAUGCGCGGAACAGCUGCACUCAGAAAAGUGGCCCUAGAAGCAGGCUUAAACAAUCCGUCUUCAAUUACUUCUACCUCAUUAAGAAAACAGCUCGCAACAUUGUCACAGUUGUUAAACCUAGGUCACAAUGAUCAAGAUGUCUUAGCUAAAUUCAUGGGCCAUGACAUAAAUGUGCACAGAGAAUACUACCGUCUUCCUCAAAGUACUCUUGAAAUCGCAAAGGUUUCAAAAGUAUUACAUGCAAUCAACUCUGGCACCAUAGGACGUCUACAGGGCAAAGACCUUGAUGAGAUCGAUACCAUGGAACCAUUAGAAGCAGAACAACCCAGUAGUGAUGAUGAUGAUGAUGAUGAUAAUGUUGAUCAUGAGGAGGAGGAUGAUAAUCAUCAUGUUGAAGGUUCCUUGACUGUAUGCGGAUCCAUCUCAAGCAGCACUGACAGCGAUGAUGACUUCAUUAUUAAAAAAAAAAAAACUUUUGGCAAAAAAAGAACUGCUGCAGUCAGAACACCUUGGAGCCAGCCAGAAAAAGCAGUUGUAGAAAAUGGACUUAAAAGUGCUUUAAGCUUAAUAUUCUACCAAAAAAACUAGAAUGUCUUGAACUAAUAAAGAAGAAUCCAAUUCUUGCCAGUCGAUCAUGGACAAUGGUGAAAGGGUACGUUAGAACUCGGCAACUGGCCCUGCAAAAGGCUCAUCAAAAAGCCAACAAAUAAAAAAAGGGACACUUUAAAGAUGCAUUCUUACUCCCAAAUAAGAUUUAAAAUGAUUAAUAAUAUUGUUUUAAUAUUCCAAAAAAGAUGAAUAAAUGUUGAAAACAAUGCUUCUUAUGAAGGAUAGCGAGUUUAAUUUGUAAGAAUGAGCAUAAAAUACGGUAUUUCUACCUUUGGAGCUUAAGUAGACCACAGUAAAUCUUUUAGCAUUCACCAAUCAUUUAAUAUUUUUGCGCUUUUUGCUAUUAAAUAUAUGGUUACAAUCUUGUUAUUAUACCCCCACAAACGAAGUUUGAGGGGGUAUAUAGGAGUGAGCUUGUCGGUCGGUCAGUCGGUCUGUCUGUCGGUCGGUCUGUCGGUUUCCAUGGUUUCUGGACGAUCCCUCAUGAAAGGCUAGACAGAUUUGGAAAAAUAUUUGGUACACAGGUGUAACAUCAGAAUAUACAGGUGAAGUUCGAAAAUGGGGCUGGUGGGGCCAAGGUCAAGGUCACUGUUACUAAAAAAAGAAAAACGGUUUCCGGAUGAUAACUCAUGAAAGGCUAGACGGAUUUGAACAAUUUUUGGUACACAGGUGUAACAUCAGAAGAUACAGAUCAAGUUAGUGAGCUUGUCGGUCGGUCUGUCGGUCGGUCGGUUUUCAUGGUUUCCGGACGAUAACUCAUGAAAGGCUAGACAGAUUUAAAAAAAAUUUGGUACACAGGUGUAACAUCAGAAGAUACAGGUCAAGUUCGAUAUUGGGGCUGGUGGGGCCAAGGUCACUGUUACUAAAAAUAGAAAAAUGGUUUCCGGACGAUAAAUCAUCAAAGGCUUGACAGAUUUGAACAUUUUUUGGUACACAGGUGUAACAUCAGAAGAUACAGGUCAAGUUCGAUAUUGGGGCUGGUGGGGCCAAGGUCAAGGUCACUGUUACUAAAAAUAGAAAAAUGGUUUAUGCUUCAUAACUUUAAUUGGGCAUGAGAUAUUGUGAUGAAACUUGCUGUAUAGGCAGCCUCUGUGAAGACAAUGCUUGUGGUUGAAAAUGGGGCCAGUGGAGUAAAGGUUUUUGUGCACUGUUACGAAAAUAGAAAAACGGUUUCCGGACAAACAAUACAUGCAUGAUAAAAGAAGAUGCAGUGUGCAGUAACCUUGGAGUUAUGGCCUCUUUUCAAAGGAAUUGAUUGUCAUUCCUGUUUCCAGGCGGCAUUUGGGAGUAUUCGUCACUCCUGUGACAGCUCUAGUCAGUAAUUAAUAUAUUUCAUAAAUGCAUUAUUUAGUAAAUAGUUAAAGAUUUAUCAGUCAAAAUGUAUGUUUGUUAUACAUGUGUAUGCAUUGAAAGUGUCACUUUAAAUAAUAGAAUACCGGUAGACUAGAUUUUAGCUUUAUAGCUGAAUACUGUCAGUGAUUGACAUGUUCUUUGGAUAUUGUUCUAUUUUGUGUGUAGUUCAACAAUUAAGAAUUGGAGUUUGAAUAUGUAUAAUUUGUGUUGCCUUGUGGAAGCCACAAUAAGUCCAUUUAUGCACCUUUUUUGAUAUUGCCCUUUCUUAAAUUGUCAUAGCUAAAGCUGCACUCUCACAGAUGUACCAUUUUUACAACUUUUUUAUUUUUUGUCUUGAAAAGAGCAAAUGUUUGCGUUAAUAUCUGCAAACC
Molecule: messenger RNA, 4385 nt
Organism: Mya arenaria
Lineage: Eukaryota; Metazoa; Mollusca; Bivalvia; Myida; Myidae
Exons: 10
Coding region: 1-2640 (879 amino acids)
Biological process (GO): DNA integration; DNA recombination
Molecular function (GO): DNA binding
Source: RefSeq, a predicted model, not a curated record